GAACCUGCUUUUAAUGGUAUAAGAUGACGACUUCAUGGAGUGAUCGUCUGCAAAACUAUGCCGACCUCCCAGCCAACAUGGACGGUGUGACCAUGAAGAAGUAUCGGCGUGAAGCUCACCACAGAGUGUUUGUGAACCGAAGCUUGGCAAUGGAGAAGAUCAAGUGUUUUGGUUUUGAUAUGGAUUACACUCUGGCAGUGUAUAAAUCUCCGGAGUAUGAGUCGCUGGGUUUCGACCUGACAGUGGAACGCCUGGUGUCCAUUGGAUAUCCACAAGAACUGCUCAACUUUGUUUAUGACCCAUCCUUCCCCACCAGAGGUCUGGUGUUUGACACAAUGUAUGGCAACCUGCUCAAAGUGGAUACCUAUGGGAACAUCCUGGUGUGUGUGCACGGGUUCAACUUCUUGAGGGGGCCUGAUAUCAGAGAGAUGUACCCCAACAAAUUUAUUCAACGUGGAGAUACAGAUCGCUUCUACAUCCUCAACACACUUUUCAACCUGCCUGAAACCUACCUGUUUGCUUGCCUGGUUGAUUUCUUCAGUAACUGCUCCAGAUACACAAGUUGUGAGACUGGCUUCAAAGAUGGCGACCUUUUUAUGUCGUAUAAGAGCAUGUUCCAGGAUGUCCGAGACGCUGUGGACUGGGUUCAUUUUAAGGGGUCCUUGAAAGAAAAAACGGUUGAGAACCUGGAGAAGUAUGUAGUAAAGGAUCCAAAGCUUCCUCUCCUCCUCAGCCGCAUGAAUGAAGUCGCCAAAGUCUUUCUGGCCACCAACAGUGAUUACAAAUACACACAGAAAAUCAUGACCUACCUGUUUGAUUUUUCUCAUGGUCCAAAGCCGGGUACAGCCCACAGACCGUGGCAGUCCUACUUUGACUUGAUCCUGGUUGACGCUCGCAAACCUGUGUUCUUUGGGGAGGGAACAGUGCUACGACAGGUGGACACUACCACAGGUCGGCUGAAGAUUGGCACGUACACCGGACCCCUCCAUCGUGGUAUCGUUUACUCCGGAGGUUCCUCUGACAUUGUGUGUGACUUGCUGGGGGCAAAGGGAAAAGACAUUGUCUACAUUGGAGACCAUAUUUUUGGUGAUAUUCUCAAAUCCAAGAAGCGUCAGGGUUGGAGGACAUUCCUGGUAAUACCUGAGCUGGCCCAGGAGCUGCAUGUGUGGACCGACAAGAGCUCCAUAUUUGAGGAACUUCAGUCUCUGGACUGCUUCCUUGCUGAGCUUUACAAGCAUUUGGACAGCAGCAGCAAUGAGAGGCCUGAUAUCAGCUCACUGCAGAGACGGAUAAAGAAAGUGACCCAUGACAUGGACAUGUGCUAUGGUAUGACAGGAAGUCUGUUUCGCAGUGGAUCCAGACAGACUCUGUUUGCCUCCCAGGUGAUGCGUUACGCUGAUCUAUACGCAGCCUCCUUCAUCAACCUGCUCUACUAUCCCUUCAGCUACCUGUUCAGAGCUGCACACGUACUGAUGCCUCAUGAGUCAACAGUGGAGCACACCAACGUCAACUUCAUAGACACAGAGUCUCCGCUGGCCACACGAAACCGCCACGAUGUGGACUUCAAGGAAAUGGAAGGCAAGCGACACCAGCUGACCCGAUCCAUCAGCGAGAUCCAGCCGCCCCACUUCUUCCCUCAGGCUCCACAGGAGAUCACCCACUGCCACGACGAGGAUGAUGACGAAGAGGAGGAAGAGGAGGAGGAGGAGGAGUAGAUGGAGGGAGGAGAGCGGAGGUGUAGAUAAGCUUUGCUCUUAUAUUACAGUGCAUCCUUUUUUAAUGCUUCUCAGCUUCAGUCAGCAGGACUGUAGUUCCAGUUCCAUAUCCCAGAGCUUGUUGAUCCAUUUUAACAUUUCUGUGUC
Molecule: messenger RNA, 1862 nt
Organism: Scomber japonicus (chub mackerel)
Lineage: Eukaryota; Metazoa; Chordata; Actinopteri; Scombriformes; Scombridae
Gene: nt5c2a
Product: 5'-nucleotidase, cytosolic IIa
Exons: 17
Coding region: 24-1715 (563 amino acids)
Molecular function (GO): 5'-nucleotidase activity
Source: RefSeq, a predicted model, not a curated record